This is a messenger RNA of Funneliformis geosporum, 3177 nucleotides long. The record is from the annotation of a GenBank genome assembly. NCBI's taxonomy places the organism in Eukaryota, Fungi, Glomeromycota, Glomeromycetes, Glomerales, Glomeraceae.
AUGCCCGACAAGUAUUUUGGUUUUGGCAAACAAGCCGAAUUAGGUUUUCAAUUCGUAUCCAGCCUUGAUAAACAAGGAUUUCCGAUUACCGAAGCCGACGAUGGUCACAAUAUUAUUGUUGAUGAAGUGGACUGCGAAUUAUCCCUCAUGGAAGAAAGAGAAAUGUUGCGAGGCGACUUUGUUCCUAACAAAGAAAAGUUCGGCAAAGAAUUCGAGAAGUUUGCCCUUGUUGGAACCUUAGCAAGAAUCGAUUUAGACCUUUCGGCAGAAAUUAAUUUCGAAUCCUUAAUUAGUUCCUUUAAAGAAAUCAAAUUAAAGGGUUUGAAGAGAAUAAAAAUAGUUAACUUAGAAAAAAAAGAUGAAUUAUGGCAAGGUGAAUAUCAAGAAUUAUUGGAAAAAGAACUAGACCAAGAAACUACUGACAAAUUGACUGAAAAGUUUGUUCGUCAUCUUCCUAAUAUUCUCGAAAAGGCAAAAUUAAUUUCAGUUGAAAAACUUCCUUAUGAGUCUAUGAUGAAAGUUUCUUUGGAUUUGCAAGAGAGAUUGGAUAUUUUAAUUAAUUUACCAGACCGGAAAAAGAUUAACGAAGACUUGAAUAGAGAAACCCGAGAAGAAAUCAGAAGACAACAAGAAGAAUAUUAUCUGAGCGAGGAACAAAAAGCCAUCGAAAGAAGAUUAAAAAAAUUACGAGGUUAUGGCGAUGAAGAAAUGCGAAGGUAUUCCGAAAAAUUAAUCAAAGAACCUUAUCCGGAAUAUGUGAAAAAAGUAGCCUGUAAGCAAAUAGAGUAUUGCGAAAAUUUUGAAUUGGUUCGUCGCAAUUUAAAUGAAAAGUAUUACGGUUCGCCCGAAAUUAAAGAUAAAAUAAUCGAAUAUUUAGGGGAUUUAAAGAAAUCGAACGAGCCCUCAGGUAAAGUUCUUUGCUUAGUUGGUCCGCCGGGAGUAGGGAAGACUUUUUUUGCUAGUUGUGUCGCAGAGGCUACGGGGCGAAAGAAAGCUACUAUUUCAAUGGGAGGGGCACAUGAUGUGGCUAAAAUUAAAGGCCAUUGUCGAACUUAUAUCGGUUCAUUUCCCGGAGAAAUCGCUAGGGCUUUGAGAAAAACCGGAGUAAUCAAUCCGCUGAUUUUAAUUGACGAAGUUGACAAAAUCGGUCGAGAUGGUCGAGGUGAUCCCUCAUAUGCUUUAUUAGAAGUAUUAGACCCUAAUGAAAAUAAAAAUUUUGUUGAUGAUUACUUAGGCUCAGAGGAAAUAGAUAUCGAGGACCAAGCGAUUUUAAAAAUAAUAAGGUGUUAUACCCAAGAAGCAGGAGUACGAGAACUAGACCGUAAAAUCAAGACUAUUUUUGAUAAAUUUAAUGUUCAGGUAGAGGAGAAAAAAAUUACUAAUCUAGUGGUUACACCGGAAAUUAUUUCCCAAAAAGAGUAUUUCGGCAAAGAAAUUUAUGACUUUACUCACAAAGAAGAUAAUGCUCCGCCUGGUGUAGUUAAUGGAGAAGGCAAAUUGGGUAAACUGACCGGCAGUUUAGGAAAAGUAAUGAAAGAGUCUGCCGAAGUCGCUUUUAGUUACGUUCAGCAUUAUUUAAGAGAAAAUAAAGAAAAUUUUGAAAAAGAAUUAGUUCUUUUGGAAGAAAAUGACUUUAACAUUCAUGCCCCGGAAGGAGCGGUGGAAAAAGAAGGGCCUAGUGCUGGGGUUACAUUGACUACCGCUAUUCUUUCAGCCUUAACUAAAAAAAAAAUUCCAUCCGAUAUUGGUAUGACCGGAGAAAUUACCUCCAAAGGUAAGAUAUUAAAAAUUGGCGGUUUGAAAGAAAAGGCUAUCGCAGCCCACCGGAGUGGACUCAAAUUGAUUAUUAUUCCUAAGGCUAAUGAAAGAGAUAUUGAAGAUAUCCCAUCAGAAAUUCGCCAAGACCUUAAAAUUGUUCUAGUCGAAGAGUAUGAAAAAGUUUGGAAAACUAUUUUUCGAAAGAGAAGUAAAAGUUCAAAAGUGCUUCCAAAAAAUAAAAGGCCUGAAAUAGGAAAAAGGUUUUUUACUAUCAAAAAUAUUUAUCAACAAAACCGAAAGAUAAGUCAGUUAGAAAAAAUUAAAGUUAGUGGUUGGGUAAAAUCAGUUCGGCAAAAUAAAUUUAUUGAACUUAAUGAUGGUUCUUGUCUACCAAAUUUACAACUAAUUUGCCCUCCUGAAUUAACCGAAAAGAUAAAACAAAUUAAUUUUGGCAGUAGUUUAAUAGUGAGUGGUAAAUUAAUAUUAACGCCUACGCGAGCCCAAAGUUGCGAAUUAAAGGUAGAAAAUAUUGAAUUGGUUAACCCGACAGUUGACAAUUAUCCACUCCAAAAAAAAAAUAUUCCCUUGGAAGUGGUUCGUAAUUUUCCCCAUUUGCGAGCCAAAACUAAUUAUUUUUUGGCAAUUUUUCGUUUGCGUCAUACAAUUAGCAAAGCCAUUCACGAUUUUUUCCAUCAAACAGGAUUUUAUUAUGUUUCUACUCCAAUUAUUACUGGUAGCGAUACAGAGGGAGCGGGUGAAUUAUUUAGCAUCACCACCAGCGAUAAAGAACCAUUUUUUCCCAAAACUGCUAAAUUAACUGUGAGCGGACAAUUACAAGCCGAAGCGUUGACCCAAGGAUUAGGUAAGCCGGAAAUGGCUUUUGCUGAUUUAAAUAAAAUAACUGAUUUGGCUGAAAAACUAGUAAAGUAUGUAAUAGAAUAUGUUCUCGAUAAUAAUAACUCUGAAUUAAAGUAUUUAGAAGUCUAUGAGGGAGAAGAAAAUAAAAAAGAAAUAAUUAGAAUAGAUUUACAAUCAGAACAUGAAAAAUAUCUUUGUCAGUAUUUUGGUGGUAAACCGGUUUUUGUGGUUAAUUAUCCUACUGAGUUAAAGGCUUUAUACAUGAAAAAUAACCCCGGCGGGAAAACCGUAGCCUGUUUUGAUUUAUUGUUUCCCGAAAUUGGAGAAUUGAUGGGGGGUAGUGUGCGGGAGGAUAAUUAUCAAACUUUAAAAGAAAAGGCUCAAAAGACAGGUUUAGAUAUCAAUGAUUUAGCCUGGUACCUCGAUUUACGAAAAUGCGGUUAUGCUCCCAGCGGGGGCUUUGGUUUAGGUUUAGAAAGGUUAAUCAUGUUUAUUAGUGGCACCGAAAAUAUUAGGGAUACCAUUGCUUUUCCAAGAUUUCCGGGAAAAUUAGAAUUCUAA